UAAAUAUAUGCCUUAGUAUGAAGCAUUUAAAUGAUAUAUUUGUUUCAGUUACUUAUAAUACAAUGCUCUGCUUAACCAUUAACUAACACAGUGGGUUGUGUAACCCUUGUGGGGACGAACAGACAGUGGAAAAGUACUGAGUACAUCUGACUUGUAAAGAUAUGCUGAUGUAACCACACAAUAGGAAUGACUUUUAACAAAGAGCAGUGUGUCCUGGCGGCCAUGGUGGCGGUUGGGAGAGUGAGGCAGACAGCGGGGGUGUUGCAGCCCUGUGAGUACAGAUGCAGGACAUGUUGUAAUCUGUGGUUUUAAAAAAACAAGAACUAUUUCGCACCACCACCUGCACAAGGAGGUCACAUGGGGUCAGAUAUCCGGGAACGCGAGAAGGUGGAGAAUGGAGUCAGGUCAACGGCCAGUCAGAAGACAACUACACCUCAAUGCUUGCACAAUGUUCUGUUCGAGCGGCAAAGGGGGACCGACAGAGCCAGGCAUCACCUACCACAGACUGGGUCCUGCUGAAGGUGAUCAAACGGAAGUGGUCGGAGCCAAGAUGGACAGGACCUUACAAGGUGGUGGAGAGGACAUCCCAUGCAGUCAGACUGCAAGGGAAAGGAGAAAGCUGGUACCAUUGGAGCCAGUGUGGAGCCACGGAACCGCCAACAAGAACUCGAGAACAAAUAUGAACAGAAAAAGAGUAGAAGGGUUUUUAAACUUUUAAUUGCGUAAAGGCCAUAAUGUUCAUCUCUGCAGGGGACCCACAUCACCCUAGGUGGUUGUGGUUAGGAGUUCUUGCUAUUAUUUCAUGUAUAAUUGUUAUGCCGCUGUUAAUAUGGGAGCCAACCGCAAGGGACAGACACACAGGCGAGGGAGAAGGGCCCAGGAACGAAAGAUCAACAGGACAAGAGGUGGACAAAUGUAUAAGGGUAGUGGGGAGCCGGGUACACAUCAGACAUAACCCAAAGCAUGAUAAAACAUACCAGUUUGACUUAUGCAAAGCAAUAAACUGUGGCCACAAUCCAGGGAGCUGGAGAGGGUAUGAUGUAUACCUUUGCGUGCAUACCAAUUACUAUAGAUGGUGCCCGACGUGGAAUCAUGUACUAACAUGGACUGGGGUAAGAUGGACACCCAAGAAGUCACCAUCCUCAGAUAAUAGAUGGAAGGCUCGAGACCAUGUGAGCCUGACUAGGGGGCAACUCGAUCAUUCCUCAGAGAUAAAAAAUCCACUCUUGUUAACCCUGACAGGAUUCAACAUCAACCCUGGUCCCGAAGAAGUACGGAAUCAGUGCGAAAUCGAUGAUAAAAGCUUUUACUUUGUAAUAGGUGUAGAUCAAUCAGGAAAGGAUACCAUGGGACUAGUGAAGGUAACCUUGGUGGAUCCUCCUAUACACCAGCCAAAAACCGAAAACACAACAAGCAUGGAGUUAGAACAAAGUUCAGGAGUUGUGGUGAUAGCUUGCAACAACGUUACGAGAGAUGACAUUAUUUGACUAGCCACCGGAUACGGGAUAGGAACAUGUGGCUGGACUGGAUGACAGCUACCGCAACCUCAAUGAAUAUGAGAAAUUGCGUCGCAUGUUCCUCGGCUAGGCCAACUCUAUUUACUACCCCAGCCCCAAUGUUCCCUAGUACAGACCCAGCAGGAUUUUACUGCAUGAUUGCACUCACCAUGCAGGCAGACCCUCCUAAUUGUACCACCCUAAAUGCUAUUUUUCCACCUGUAAAGAAUUCCACGUUGUCCCCAGUGUUUAUCCCUAAGGCCGACAAUUACACUUGUUUCACUCGAAGUUCUCACAUAAUCUUGGGAGACAAGCCUGUUGUAUGGUGUAAGGACACGAUUAAUGUAAACGGCUGGCAGAAUGCUAGUACAAUGAUUUGGGGUAGAGCUGAUCUGUUCUGGUACUGUGGUGAUAGAACGCUGCACGUUAGUCUACCUCCAGAUUGGUCUGGAACCUGUGCAAUGGUCAGGCUAGGGUUACCCUUAUUCCUAUUAGGAGAACGACAACAGGGAAUAAAUCCACAUGUACGAAAACGUAGGGAUUUGUUUGCUAUCACUUCCAGCUCAACCACUUACAUAGAUGCAAUAGGUGUCCCCCGAGGUGUACCUGAUGAAUAUAAAUUAGUAGACCAGGGAGCAGCAGGAUUUGAGAAUCUCCCAAUUAUCGGUGCUCUAUUCCCAAUCACGCAGAAUAAAAACAUCGACCGAAUCAAUUAUAUACAUUACAAUGUACUCAGGCUAGCCAACAAAACCAGAGACGCGGUGGCAGGACUCUCUGAACAAUUAGCAGCGACCUCAUUAAUGACAGUACAAAAUAGAAUGGCCUUGGAUAUGUUGUUAGCAGAAAAGGGGGGAGUGUGCUUUAUGUUCGGAGAUCAAUGUUGUAUGUUCAUCCCCAAUAAUACAGCACCUGAUGGCUCGGUAACUAGAGCCCUGGAAGGAUUAAAAACCUUGUCUGAAGAAAUGCAUGAACAUUCAGGUAUUGACAACUCUCUGGGGGGCAUUUUCAACUCAUGGUUUGGGAAAUGGAAAGGAUUGGUUGUGUCUGUAUUUCUGUUCCUCGCUGGUAUGAUGACUGCGUUAAUGUGGUGUGGAUGUUGUUGUAUCCCCUGUAUUAGAUCUCUGUAUAACAGGGUAAUCAUCACAGCAAUUGAAGGGAAGGCUCCCCCGCCCUACCAGAUGGCACAGAUGGAAACGGAAACAAUGGCUCUGGCGGGAAGGGAAGACUACGCGUCGGAGAGCGAAUGUGAUGGAUAAACCUGUUUGGUUGGUCUCAUUUUCAUGAGACCAAAAGGGGGACUUGUAAAUAUAUGCCUUAGUACGAAGAACUCAGAAGCAUUUAAAUGAUAUAUUUGUUUCAGUUACUUAUAAUAUAAUGCUCUGCUUAACCAUUAACUAACACAGUGGGUUGUGUAACCCUUGUGGGGACGAACAGACAGUGGAAAAGUACUGAGUACAUCUGACUUGUAAAGAUAUGCUGAUGUAACCACACAAUAGGAAUGACUUUUAACAAAGAGCAGUGUGUCCUGGCGGCCAUGGCGGCGGUUGGGAGAGCGAGGCAGACAGCGGGGGUGUUGCAGCCCUGUGAGUGCAGAUGCAGGACAUGUUGUAAUCUGUGGUUUUAAAAAAACAAGAACUAUUUCUCGUCACCACCUGCAGAAGGCGGUCACAUGGGGUCAGAUAUCCAGGAACACGAGAAGGCGGAGAAUGGAGUCAGGUCAACAGCCAAUCAGAAGACAACCACACCUCAAUGCGUACACAAUGUUCUGUGAUUACAUGACGUUUUGUACUGUAUAAAAGACUGGGUCAGGGGCAGGAUAGGGGUCGGACUUCGUGAACUGACACACUUUGCUGUUUGUCAGGGACGGGAAGGUCAAGACCCAGAGCUCUGUAUACUUUAUCCACUCACUGCUAAAAUAAAGUAAGAGUUUGAGACUGAA
Messenger RNA from Chiloscyllium plagiosum (whitespotted bambooshark), 3435 nucleotides. The record is from RefSeq and is a predicted model, not a curated record. Lineage: Eukaryota; Metazoa; Chordata; Chondrichthyes; Orectolobiformes; Hemiscylliidae.